AUGGGGGUUAGCGGAGCAGGUAAGACUACACUGCUGGAUGUGUUGGCCGGGAGAAAAACAGGUGGAUAUAUAGAGGGAAACAUUUGCAUAAAUGGAUAUCCGAAGAAACAAGAAACAUUUGCAAGAGUAUCAGGAUAUUGUGAACAAAAUGAUAUCCACUCUCCUCAUGUGACAGUGUAUGAGUCCCUUGUGUACUCUUCAUGGCUUCGGUUGCCUCCUGAAGUUAAUUCAGAAACAAGAAAGAUGUUUAUCGAAGAGGUCAUGGAGCUCGUAGAGCUGAAACCACUUAGAGAAGCCCUUGUUGGAUUGCCUGGAGUUAACGGGUUAUCUACUGAGCAACGCAAGAGACUUAAUAUUGCAGUGGAGCUUGUUGCCAACCCUUCGAUAAUAUUCAUGGAUGAGCCUACAUCAGGACUCCAUGCACGGGCUGCUGCCAUUGUUAUGAGAACUAUGAGAAACACUGUAGACACUGGAAGAACAGUGGUUUGUACUAUACAUCAGCCUAGUAUUAACAUAUUUGAAGCUUUUGAUGAGAUAAACUCCCUGAAAAGGGUGAAAAAAAAUUCACUCGGGAGGUUUGCAACAAUAAAACUAGCGAAUCUCUUCCUAAUGAACAGAGGAGAGGAGAUAUGA
Molecule: messenger RNA, 633 nt
Organism: Asparagus officinalis (garden asparagus)
Lineage: Eukaryota; Viridiplantae; Streptophyta; Magnoliopsida; Asparagales; Asparagaceae
Product: ABC transporter G family member 44-like
Exons: 4
Coding region: 1-633 (210 amino acids)
Molecular function (GO): ATP binding; ATP hydrolysis activity
Source: RefSeq, a predicted model, not a curated record